AUGUCGUGGCUCGGUUGGGGCUCAGCCGUACCCGCCCAGUAUGAAGAACUAGUCGAAAAGGCAUGCUCCCCCCUCAACCUCCCUUACCCCCAAUCAGAAGACAUGGCCACCGCUUUGGAGAUCACCGACAUGAUCCGGUCGAAGGCAGUACAACCAAAGCCUGCCAUGCAGAGUCUCAAACGACGAGUGGGUAGUAAGAACGGAAGAGUUCAGAUGUAUGCCUUGUCGCUCAUCGACACCUGCAUCAAGAACGGCGGUGAUCACUUUCUUGCCGAGAUUGCAAGUAAAGAGUUCGUUGAUGAAAUAUCUGCAGUCAUCGAACAACCUGGACCCAGUCCAGAAGUGAAACAAAUGGCUUUGAGAAUGUUUCAAUCUUGGGCCAUUGCGUUCAUGUCCAAGAAGGAGCUCAGCUUUGUGGUGGAUAAAUACAACGAGAUGAAGAACAGUGGUAUCAAAUUUCCCCCGCCACCCGAUGCUCAACCUGCCAAUCUGCUCGAAACGACCACCGCGCCCGCUUGGGUUGACUCGGAUGUUUGCAUGCGCUGUCGGUCUGCUUUCACAUUUACCAACAGAAAACACCAUUGUCGAAAUUGUGGGUUGGUGUACGAUCAAGCAUGCUCCAGUCGCAGCAUGCCUUUGCCUAGAUACGGAAUCGUCGAACCAGUCAGAGUAUGUGAAAGUUGCUGGGUUAAAGGGCAAAGUGGCAAGCCAAACGGACCACCACCUACGGUUCCUGGUCGAACUCCUCGAACACGAGAGGAUCUCGAUGCGGAUCUUCAAAGAGCCAUCGAGCUGUCUCUAGCGGAGAGUCACGGGGGAGGACGAUUAGUCGGAUCUGAACCUCCCAUAGCUCGAAGGAGUGGGAAGGCGGCGGCGGAUGAUGAUGACGAGCAACUACGUUUGGCUAUUGAGGCGAGUUUGAGAGAUAUGGAAGCUAGACCUAGUGCACCGAUCGGAUUGGACGAGCCGGAGUACAAACCAUUACCAACGUUCGAUCUGACUACAAGAGAAACAGAAACGAUAUUGACAUUCUCCAACACAUUGGAACAGAUGGCUGCGUAUGGGGAAAGGGACUUGCGACGGUUUCCCCAAGCUCAUGUAUUAUAUGAACAAGCCUAUGCUCUCGGUGGGAAAUUGCAAAGAAAUGCAGAGGAGAAGACUACAAAACAACAAAUGCUCAUGGAGAUGCAAGAUAAAUUAUCUCAAGCCAUUACGUUGUACGGACAAAUCCUUGAUGGUCAACAAGCCUACGCCGCUAGGAAACUACAAGAAGAGCAACAUAAGAGAUAUCAACAAUAUUAUAAUCCUCAAUACGCUCCACAAUAUGGUUAUAACCCUCAAUCACAAGCGACUUCAUCGUAUUCCUAUGCACCACCUCAACAAGCGGCUUAUCAAUCAUUACCAUCUCAAUCAAACGGUUUGUAUCCGAAUAUGCCCAAUAUGAUGACUUCGUAUCAACCUUUUCAACCACAAAUGGCUCCUAAGGCGUAUACAUACAAUUCGGAACCUGUUCAAACAUCACAACAAGCUGUUCCCGUUCAAUCGCUUCACAAUGAUCAAACGAAUCUUCAGAGACAAGUAUCAGUUAAUUCAGUUCAAGGUUAUUCAGUACCGUCUGUAACGCAAGAAGUAUCUGCACCUCCGGUAGAUAUUACAUCUCAUCCUUCUGCUUCUCCCCAAAGUAGUAAAUCACCAUUACCAAUUCAAAGAAGUGCUUCUUAUUCUUCUUCAAAUGCACAAAUCUCGUCUCCUACAACUCAACAAUACCUCUCUCAACUCCAAUCACAGCCUCCACAACAAUACCACUCUCAACCUCAGUUUCAGUCUACACAAUCAUACCUUCCUCAAUCACAACCUCCACAACUGCAGGCUCAAUAUCAUCCUCCUCAAUUACAACCGCAACCUCCACUUCAACAACAACAACAACAGACUCAACCUUCUCAGCCAUAUCAACUGCAACCUCGACGUCCUUCCGAACCCUCCUCACAGGUAGCCAACGGAUGGCAACCAUCUCCCCAAAUGAACGGAUAUCAACCUCAUGUCUACUCGGCUUCGUCUUUCCCUUCUGCUCCACCUGCUUUCCCAGAUGCUCCUCAAGAUCUUCCAACACCGGAAGCUCCCAAAGAAGCGUUAUUGAUUGAGUUGUAG
Molecule: messenger RNA, 2148 nt
Organism: Tremella mesenterica DSM 1558
Lineage: Eukaryota; Fungi; Basidiomycota; Tremellomycetes; Tremellales; Tremellaceae
Exons: 8
Coding region: 1-2148 (715 amino acids)
Molecular function (GO): metal ion binding; phosphatidylinositol binding; ubiquitin binding
Source: RefSeq, a predicted model, not a curated record